AUGUCUCUAAUUGGAGGUGAAAUUAAGCCGGAUACCAUGCAGGAUGUCUUUUCUGAUAAAUGUCAUCGUAUCAAUAUCGAAAAUUACGACAUUUACCACUUUGAUGAAUACACAAUCGAAGAUCGCAAGUACAGGUAUCGCCUCUCAAAUUCCAUGGAAUUGAUGACAAUUGUUUGCAAACUGGCCGGUCAGGAUCUCCUGCUUGUCAGCGUGUGCACUAACAAUGAUCACGAAGCACGACUUCGUGAAAUUCACGAGUACAUCAAACAGCGUGAAGCUUCAAAUCCACCCCAAGAUCCUAAACGUGCGUUGGAUAGUGUUAGAUAA
Molecule: messenger RNA, 327 nt
Organism: Rodentolepis nana
Lineage: Eukaryota; Metazoa; Platyhelminthes; Cestoda; Cyclophyllidea; Hymenolepididae
Source: the annotation of a GenBank genome assembly